This is a messenger RNA of Penicillium coprophilum, 1398 nucleotides long. RefSeq lists its product as uncharacterized. The record is from RefSeq and is a predicted model, not a curated record. The transcript has 2 exons. Gene Ontology annotation, molecular function: histone demethylase activity; transcription coregulator activity. The coding region runs from base 1 to 1398 and encodes 465 amino acids. Lineage: Eukaryota; Fungi; Ascomycota; Eurotiomycetes; Eurotiales; Aspergillaceae. Gene Ontology annotation, biological process: regulation of transcription by RNA polymerase II; protein demethylation.
AUGCCGGACCAGGUACGCCGCAGACAAUGGAGAGAAGAAUCCAGAAAGCGGCGGGGGAAUCUGCAUAUCCCAGAAUGUUUGACAUGGGGCGCGUUCAAUCUGGACUUUCCAACACUCGACAACCCAGGCGUCGUGGAACUCCAGAUAUUUAUGCGUGAGCUGGAUGGCGAAGCACAGUGGGCAAAAUCGAGAGAGGAGAUCAUCGCAGAAUUCAUGAGAAAAUUGCUUCCCCUGAAGAGCCCACUUAAUAUCAUUGCAUCGAUACCUUCUGCCUUUCCAGGAUCCAGUGGAGACAUGAUUCUGUUGAAAGACUCGCGGGCUUUGGACGACUGUCUUCGCGAAAAGUUUGACAAACCACUCCUCUAUCGGGGAUCGGUGUCGGGAAAUUCACUCUCUGGUCGCCAACUAAGCUUAGAUGCAUUCUGGAUGCAUCUACGUGAGCAAAUCAACAACACCAUUGACGUUUACGACUAUACUGUGGCAGAUCCUGCUGGCAGAACACGAAGAAUGGCUGUCCAGGAAGUUCUUUCACAUUGGGAGAUCCCUCAGCCUAAACGCCAUGCAAUCAACCUCCUGGACAUCGAAAACAGAAUUGGUGACUUCUGUCCGACUGAAAUAAUAAGACAUGAUCUAUCGAAUAAAUUGUCUUGCGGAAUUCCAGAGAACCUGGGGAAAACGGAGUCACAAUGGAGAAAUGAGCGGCGGGAAUUCUUUCUGCUGAGCGGAGCAAACGCGAUAUCCUCCAUCCACGUGGAUAAUGGAGCUCAGCUAACCUGGAUUAUGAUUCUCGAAGGGCGGAAGAUCUGGUAUUUCCCACGCAAAGUGACGGAUGAUGCGGUUCGACUCUUAGCCCUUGCAGGUUCCCAGUGGUCUCACGGAUAUGAAGAAGGAUGGGUACGGGUGGAAUUAUGCGCCGGUGACCUUUUAGUUAUGCCUCCUAGUUUUCCUCACGCAGUAUUCACUCCAGAUGAUUGCCUUGCGGUCGGCGGCCAUUUCUACACGGCACCACAUCUUAGUUCAACUCUCCGUGGGCUCAGACUUCAGGAGGACUAUCCUGACAUAUGCAAUGAAGACCUACAAGCAGAUUUCUACAAUCUUCUCACAAGCCUUCUUCAUAACGGGAGUCAGGUCUGGACUGCUACACAGCGGGUCGACAUCCUUACCUCUUCUUCACUAUUUCUGGAUAACCUGGACACGGCAUCUUUAGCAAUUCGAUAUAAAGCCAAUGGACGCGCCAGCCGCUCUCGCGGCGCGAGUGAUCGCCAGUCCAGAGUCAUCGAACGACUCAAUUCAAGAUCGACCAGCCGCAAUUAUCUUGGGCAAAGUCGUACCCUCUUCAUGAAUGCCCUGGAAGUCUUCCGGAAACAGCUCCUAGAGACUUGGGAUAUCCAUUCUUAA